Messenger RNA from Adineta steineri, 1296 nucleotides. Lineage: Eukaryota; Metazoa; Rotifera; Eurotatoria; Adinetida; Adinetidae. The record is from the annotation of a GenBank genome assembly.
AUGUAUUUUUCCAUUCCUGAUACCACAGAAAUAUCUGCUAAACGAAGUAUUGAUCAACGUGCUUAUAUAUUAUUUAAUAUUCAUAUUAAUGGAAUUCAUUAUUGUAGUUUACGUUAUUCUCAAUUACGUAGAUUUAAUGAUGAAGUUCAACGUUCAUUUUCAAAUUCACUGAUUAAUAGUCAACCAUUUCCACCGAAAAAAUUCUUUCGUUUAUCUUUACGUGAAAUAGAUGAACGACGUAUUUUACUUGAACGUUAUUUACAAUCUGUGGUUCCAAAUAAAUCGUUAACAUCAUCAAUAUAUUUCACUGAAUUCUUCUUAAAUGCACAACGUGAAACAUUUGUCAAUGAAUUCAUAGAAAGAACAUGUCCGGAAACAAUUAAUUUAACUGUAUAUCUCUUAAAUAAACAUGAAAUGACUCUUGAAAAUUUUUCACCAUACGAUAAUCUAUCAAAAUUAUUUCAUGCAUGUACAAAUAAAAUUCAAUUAGACGAUGAAUAUUAUUCAUAUUUUUCUUUAUUUCUUUAUGAAUAUGAAAAUAAUCAAUUAAAUUUAAUUCGACCAUUAUUUUCAUUUGAAUAUCCAUAUAUAACAUUCGAACAAACAAAACUAAUUCAUAAAAAUUCAUGUCUGGUAUUUAAAAAAUCAUAUUGGGAUUUAAAUUAUGAUUUACGAUUAUUAGAUAAUCGUUAUACACGUAAUCUUGUUUUUAUUCAAGCAGAAUAUGAUAUCGAACAAAGUAAACAUAUCUAUCCAAGUGAUAUUUAUGAACAAUUAGAUGUAUUACAUGAUAAUGAAUAUAUUACAUUAGCACGUACAUCGAAGUUUUAUGGAUAUUUAAUAUUUCAACAAUGUUCAAUGAAUGAUUUAAUCACACAAAAACUUUCUCAAUGUAUAUUAACGAUUGGUAAUAAUGAAAUGCUAUGUUAUUUUAUUAAUGAUGAUAAGGAAAAUGAGGAUUUAUUUGUUAAAAAUAUUUCAUUUAAAGUUACACGUAUUCGAUGUUGGAAAGUCAAUUGGACAAAAUUAGAUUUAAAUAUAACAUUUGAAUAUUUAAUUAAAAAAGAUAGUUUACAAUGGUUUACAAUACAUACAGAACAAGCUGCUUUAAUUAGUACAUGUUUACAAAGUAUUGUCGAUGAAAUCUUAGCUAAAAAUGAUGAGACAACUAGUCCAGUAACAGUUGUAGAUAUAUCGAAUAAUGGGAAUGCUCUUGCAACACGAACUAGAUCAGAUUUUGAACGAUUGAGUAAUAAUGAAAUAUUUGAUAGAGAUAAUGGUGAUGAUGAUUUAUAG